Molecule: messenger RNA, 3253 nt
Organism: Amphibalanus amphitrite
Lineage: Eukaryota; Metazoa; Arthropoda; Thecostraca; Balanomorpha; Balanidae
Product: SR-related and CTD-associated factor 4-like
Exons: 2
Coding region: 879-2735 (618 amino acids)
Biological process (GO): actin filament polymerization
Cellular component (GO): cytoplasm; actin filament
Molecular function (GO): microtubule binding; actin binding
Source: RefSeq, a predicted model, not a curated record
CCCUUUAAAACGCUGCACCGGGAGAUAUGUAGGCGACAAUAGCACAACUAACGCGACAUUUGUCGGGCCAUAUGAGUUCUGAGCGGCCCGACAGUGACACUAUUAUCAGAAGCCCUUCAUGAUGCCGAUAAUUGUGUCGGGCCGUUCAAAACUCAUAUCACUCUCCAAUGGCGUCUUGUACCAUAAAUAUGCAUCACUUGAUUACUAAUAUGGGAGUGUUAAAUUUAACUGCAAACUGCCUAUAACCAUCUUUUGGCCUUUUGAAUCCCAGGCACAAAAUAUAUUCUGGCUCUAUAGUAGGUAUCAUAAACUUAGUGCGCAUCAAUGUGACAAAAUUGAACAGCAAGGUCUAUGAUCGUAUACGAUCUGAGAUCAAGAUCCGUCUGCCUUCAACUGGCUGCGGCCUGGCUGGUCCCAACAAGCAACAUCACCUGAAGUGGACCGUUCCCGUCAGGAGCCGUCUCGCAUAUCGAGCGCCGGAGCAAUUCGAGCCCGGACUCGCACCACCGGAAGUCCAACGCUCUACCAUCUGACAUUCGAGCCUUCAUCUCGCAUGAUUUCUGCAUCUAUCUCUGCAACAUUUGCCGCCAUUGAUAAGUUGAUAUCCAUAAUAUUAUCUCAUUUAAAUAGGUCAAGUUUACUUCCUUCCACAAGAGUAUGAUUUUGCCAGUUGCAAUGACGGUCGGAGGAAAAGAUGAGAAUAUAAUUACAUAUCAUUUGAAUCGUGGGAAGCUCUAAACUAAAACUGCGUUCAUCUCGGAAAAUGGAGCUCUGCAUGUUCCCCAAUCUCCACUCAGGAAAUCGCCGUGCCACUUAAAAGCGCCCGACGCCGGUCGAUUAGGCGCAAUUCUCUUGCAAAGGUGUUAGAAGACGGUGAUAUGCGGGCUUCUCUGGUUCUGUUCGGAGUGCUGUGGGCCGGACCAUGGCGUCUGCAGCACCCCGUCCUCGCCAUGGACGUAAUGCCCGGAGUAUCGCCGCUGCUCUGGGCCCCGCUCUUUCCACCACAGUUCCAGCCACCGCCGCAGCCCCAGCCACAGCCGCAGCCGCAGCCGCAGCUGCCGCAGCCCCAGAUGCAGCUACAGCAGCAGCAGCCGCAGCUGCAGCAGGUACUGCUACCCCAGCCGGAGCUGCGCCAGCCGCUGAUGCCCCGUCCAAGCCCGUUCGGACCGGCACAGCCGACUACCAGUUUCGUGCCGGUCCUCCCACCGGCGUUAUUUGGUCAGGGCCUGCUGGGUCAGCAGCGAGGGGCGUCUCCGCCCCCACCGCCGCCGCCCCAGCAGCUGCCGCCGCCGCCGCCACAGCAGCUGCCGCAGCCGCCGCAGCUGUCGCAGCCCGUCAUCCCGCCACAGCUGCAGCAGCCACCGCAGCUGUCGCAGCCGCCGCAGCCCGCCCUCUCGCCGCAGCUGAGGCUGUGGGCUCUGCUGCUGCUGCAGGCCCACCUCGCUGCUCAGGCGCGGAUGGCGGCGCAGGCUCAGCCGGCUGCCGCCCCGGCGCAGGCGGGAGGAGCAUCGCCUGGCACUGCUCAGCAGACCUUCCAGCCAGCCUCGUCCCCGCAAAGUGGCUUCGACGAGGAUGAUGUGCCGACUCAGCGAGAAACGCUGCGGCCGGGACUUGGCUUUUUACCAGCACCUGUAACGCCAGGUAACAAACGACCGGGACUUGGAUUUUUACCAGCACCUGUAACGCCAGGUAACAAACGAACGGGACUUGGAUUUUUGCCAGUGCCGUUGCCCGCUAGACCACGUACCUUCCACGCCCAUGGUUCUUCUUUACAGCCUCGGCACUUCCAGAACGGCAUCUCUUCGGACGAUAGUCGUCAAGCUCAGAAGCAGAAUGAAUUCGGUCAGCGUAACUUCGCGGGCCGUCCUUCUAGCGUCGGUGUGAGUCAAAAUAACGACGAUAGGUGGGAGAAGGGGAAUAAUAGGCGUGUGCCGCCGAGACCAACGAACUUUGGUCGGGGUGUUCAAAGCGGUGGGGUCGGAGCCACCUUUAUCCCAGGCAGUCCCCACAGCACUGGCGGGAGAGAGCGACAGGACGGGAACUUCCACAUCAGCCGCAACCAGGGAGACUCAAACCGUCACUCGAGUCGCUGGGAUCCGGAGGAUUCCGACGAUUAUUUCGAUCGCUGGGAUCCAGAGGAUUCUGACGACCGUUUUGACCACUGGGAUCCGGAGGAUUCUGACGACCGUUUUGACCGCUGGGAUCCCGACGAUAGCAAUGAUCGCCCUGACCGCUGGGAUCCCAAAGAUAGCAAUGAUCGUGACCGCUGGGAUCCCGAAGAUAGCAAUGAUCACCGUGACCGCUGGGAUCCCGAAGAUACCACUGAUCGCCCCGAUCACUGGGACCCCGAAGACACCAAUAUUCGCCGUAACCGCUGGAGGUCAGCUGAUACUAGUGGUCGCCGGAGCCUUUGGCUUCGAAAAGAUGACUCGGAUAAAGAUGAACGUGAACGUAGAACCCAUACAUUGAACAACUUGCAUUCACUUAGUCGCGGCAAUCACGUUACCCGACAGAUGUCCAAGGGCCGUGAUGACCAAGUUACGCCAAGGCCGAAUCAUUCAACAGCCAGCUCCAAUGUACGGAAACCACAGGCGACCCGACACAGUCAUAUCAGCGACCAGGAUACAGAGGACCAGGAAGAAUUGGCCAAAAGACAAAGCUAUUGGACUCGUGCUUUGGCGCCGAGGCCCUUCGUCGGGCCGAGAGUGCCGGCGACUUUUGGAACUGCCCAGUAGCACGCGGUGGUCCUUCGGCUGAGACAGGGGUGGAGCACCGUGCUCCAUCUCAAUCAUGGAGAGAACGGGUCAAAGAAAAGAAGACCCAAAACGAGAAUGAAUGCAACAUUUUUAUUUUAAUGAGUCUGAGUGUUACUUUUCUUCACUUCAAUCGGUAACGACGUGUUUAUUUGAGCACACGCGUGUGCUGGGGUGUGGUGUAUGUAGAUACCCUUCAUGCAUUCAUAAUUUAAAUUCAAAGCCUACCUUGCGCUUGAUUUAGCUGAUCUAUUUAAGUGAGCUUAACUCACGUUCAUUGAAAUUAUUUUCAUUGAAGUGCAAUUUCAUUCAUUUAUUUAUUUAUUUUGUGACAGUGCUGGUGCGGGUGUAUUUUGGUUUGCAUGUGCAGCAUGUGUAUGGUUGUUUUCGUGUGUAGUGCAGGGGCAGUAUCAUGUAAAUCAUUGGAUGAUUGUUGGCUGUAUGAGUUGUGAACUUUUUCACCCUUUUGAUAGAAAAUAAAUGGAAACCAUCCAAAGUCA